CCUUUCCCUGAGGUUCUACUCCUUCAUUGCAUAUUAGGUUCUAAUUUGAGGCUCCCGUAUGCCGUUGCCCCAGGUUACAUUUAGAAGUACAGAGGAAGCAAGAAUAUGGCUACCACUGCGUACAGAGUUUAUCCUAAUGAACCAGUAUUUCUCGGGUGGCUUUGACUAUUUUGGCCUCUACUAACAGCUAGAGACGCCGUUAUCCUUACCUUGGUCCUAUGAACCGUCUUAUACCUCCUUACUGGGCUUCCAUUAACGGUAACUGCGAUGACUUCAGACGCGCUUAGAGUUGUUGCCGCACACAGGCCGCCCUUCGUCUUUGCUAUUAAUAGCACCGAUGGCCGAAUUAACUUUUCUGGAAUGCUGGUCGACUUACUUCAAAAGAUUUUGUUGGACGGCAACAGUACACUUCAAUACAACUUUUAUUUAUCGCCAACCAACGCCGGCGGGUCUUCCACAGGAGGUGCGUGGAAUGGCGUGGUCGGUGAGCUUGCUGCCAACCGUGCCGAUGUGGCGCUGUUUCCGCUAACGAGAACAGCAGCUCGCCUUGAGGUCAUUGAUUGCACCUUCUCAUACUUGGACCAAGGACUCUCACUGCUCGUAAAGAAUGCCGUGGAUGGCCCCGGGCCGCUGUCAGUGCUGGCUCCCUUUCGAAUGACGCUGUGGGUCACACUGCUGUGCACCGUCAUUGGUGUAGCGCUCAUCUUUUGGGGCCUAGACGUGUACGGCAGAUGGAUCCGGACGAAGCAGAUGGAGGCGCUCAGAGAGUCGGGGCUCAUAUCGGACACAGCGGUGGCCAAAUUCAAUGGAGAGGCACGCAGCCACGUGCUGACCAGCUUCAUGGCGGUCGCGGGGGCGCCGGAGCGGCCGGAACGCUCCAGUUGGGGCGUGCAGGUGCUGUACGUGGUGUACUGCUUCUUCUGCCUCAUCGUGCUGUCCGCCUACACCGCCAACCUCACAUCCUUCCUAGCCGUGCAAAGAGCAAGCUCAGGCGUGUCAGGGCUGCAGGACCUUGUUCGCGGUAAUCUGCAGCUCGGCGUCAACCCCAGCGGCUCCACGGCCGCCUACUUUUCCAACAGUCGUGACACGCUGGCAAUGCAGCUGCAGCCCAACAUCCGCUACUGCGACUCCGCUACCUGUGUGUCCUGGCUUCGCUCGGGUGCGAUCGCCGGCUUCGUGAGCGACCAGCCCGCGUUGGCGUACCUGGCGCAGCAGCAGCCAUGCGACCUGGCAGUGGUGGGGGACCCGUUCGGACCAGGCAACCUGGUACUUGGCCUACAAAAAGGCUCCCCGCUUCUUGACAUGUUCAACAAAGCAUUACAGCGCUUUUCUGAGGACGGCACGCUUACAGCGCUGCGUCGCGCCUGGUUCGACGGCCUGAGCCAGUGCGACUCGACUGGCUUGCAGCUGGACAACAGCCAACUGGACGUGGGGCACAUGCUGGGGGCGUUCGUGUUUCUGCUGAUGGGCGUGGUGGCGGCGUUCGUUACCGGCACUGUGGAAAACCUCAAGUGGUGUCUGGCUCGGGCCUACAAGCACCAGGUGCGGUUCAAGAGUCCGAAAGCAGCAAAUUUGAUCCUUGAUCCUUAUUAGUUGGGCUAGUAACCAGCAAACAGGUGGAAGCUCAGAGGUAAAUAGCGGCAAAUCCUUCUCUGCACUGCAGAGACCAGAAGUAGCAUAGCAGGGAUAGCACAGUAGGCACAAUGCUGACGCUUUCCUGCACAGGAGGUAUUUAGCGCCUUGGACCGCGAAGGGCCUGUCGGUGCUUUAUGCUGCACACAAUGCCUGCUACCUCCACUCCAAC
Astrephomene gubernaculifera is the source of this 1804-nucleotide messenger RNA. The record is from the annotation of a GenBank genome assembly. Lineage: Eukaryota; Viridiplantae; Chlorophyta; Chlorophyceae; Chlamydomonadales; Astrephomenaceae.